Messenger RNA from Penicillium macrosclerotiorum, 1965 nucleotides. RefSeq names its product ferric reductase family protein. NCBI's taxonomy places the organism in Eukaryota, Fungi, Ascomycota, Eurotiomycetes, Eurotiales, Aspergillaceae. Gene Ontology annotation, molecular function: ferric-chelate reductase activity. The record is from RefSeq and is a predicted model, not a curated record. Gene Ontology annotation, cellular component: plasma membrane. The transcript is spliced from 4 exons. Bases 1 to 1965 code for a protein of 654 amino acids. Gene Ontology annotation, biological process: copper ion import; intracellular iron ion homeostasis; iron ion transport.
AUGGAUAUGGACUCCGGCAUGUCCGGGGGCCCAGACCUCACAGAUGCGGGGCUGGAUAUGUCAAACUACACCGUAGCAUCCGACUUUUUAGCUGCGCUGUUGGAUGACUCUACUCUACAGUCAUCCGACUACGCUAUAGCUCGGGCAUUCUGGUAUGGGAUUGUUAUCGUGGUUGUCUUGGCGAGCAUCGCUCACUGGUCUCAAUGGGGUAUACUCAAGUUGCGGCUGCGUGCUGCGGCUACAAACCGAUCUCGACCAGCAAGCCCCUCAAAUCCAGUCACUUUGCUGUUGGCAAGUUGCACAGCGGUAGUUCGAGAGGUUUCCUAUCACCAAAUCACUUUCACGGUUCCAUGGCUUCGAAUCCCAACUAUCGGUUUCAUUGUAUUGAUCCUUGGAUACUUUUGUUACAUCAUGGGGCUUCAAUUCUAUAAUGUCGAAUAUCCCGGUGCACAGCAUUGGCAAGCGCAAGGCCUACGAGCAGGCUGGAUAACCAUCGCUCAAUUUCCUCUGGUUCUGCUUCUUGCUGGAAAGCGAAACUUAAUUGGAUAUGCCGUAGGAGUGUCUUACGAGCGACUACAGAUCCUGCAUCGUUGGGUCGCUAGAGUCAUGCUCCUAACCGCUACAAUCCAUGGUGGAGUUCAAACGUACGGGUGGCAUAAGUAUGGCGUAAUGAAACUCGAAUUUGACACAGAUAGCUGCAUCCCAACGGGAUUUUCUACUUGGAUAAUCUUGGUGUGGCUAGUGUUUUCUUCCACGGCGCCCAUUCGGAAUUGGCGAUAUGAAUUUUUCGUUGUACAACAUAUCAUUACCUUUGUCGGUCUCGUCGUUGCUGUAUUCUAUCACCUGCCGUCUACCGCUUUGAGCUCAAGAAUUUAUGCCUGGGCUGGUGUCGGUAUUUUCAUUCUCGACCGUCUACUGCGAACCAUUUUCUAUGCAUUUGUCAAUGUGAAGCCGGCAAGCGCCAUCAUCACUCAACUACCAGGGGAUGUCACAAAGGUUUGCAUCGCAUCCUCCCGAAUCAAGAACUGGAGCCCCGGGCAGCAUGUUUUUUUGUCAAUACCAAAGUUGGGAGUAGGACAGUCACAUCCAGCUACCAUUCUCUCAGUCCCUUCCUCCCAUAAUAAUGACCUUGUCUUUCUUCUGCGAGCCCAUCGCGGAUUUACUCGUCGAUUACUUGAUUCGGCAAAAUCCUCUUCAUCCGAUUUGUCUGGAGGCACCCAGCAAGACCCUCGGAAUAUGCAGAAAAUAGAACAGCAUAUCUCACUUGUCAGUGGGCCUUACGGUGGUUCGCACUCUGAUUUUGCGGCCUUUGACACUGUUCUCCUCAUUUCAGGGGCAACUGGCGUCACAUUCACUUUGCCAAUUCUUCUUGACAUUGCAUACAGGGUGACAAGUGGAAAACUUCCAGUCAGACGACUGGUAUUUGUUUGGGUUAUUCGACAUAUUUCCUGCAAAGAAUGGGUGGAGCAUGACUUACAGAGAGCGAGCGAGACGCUGCUGAAUGCAGGAAUUGAACUUGAAGUGCGUCUAUUUGUUACGUGUGAUGCUGAGCCAUCAGAACUUUUGGAGAAGAAAAUUGGUUGCAAGUGUACCAAUGCGGAAGGUCCUUGCUGUUGCAGUGGAAUCGGCUCAUCAAACCUUAAUGUGGCCCCUGAAAUAGCCGACGAGAAGGCAACCGAGACGACAAAGACCGUUUCAACAUCAGGCAAAAUUUCUCCCUAUAAGCAAAUCUUGGGGAGCCCGCCGGUACUCUACGACUUGCAAUCAGGUCGACCUCAACUGAAGCCGAUUAUCUGGGAUUUACUCGAUCAUGCCAGGGGUGAGACAGGUAUCGCAGUGUGUGGACCCCAUUCAUUAGUGAGCAACGUUAGAAAUGUAGUUGCCACUACUAGCGAACAGCGAGGCUCUUAUAAGGGAACUGGAGCCGAAGGUGUGUAUUUACAUGCUGAGAACUUUUCAUGGUGA